AUGGAUACCAUUUCGACACUCGAAACUGCGGGGUGCAUUCUUAACGCAAAUUCGUUUAUUGAGACGACUUUCGCGGUUGCACAGAGCUCUAAAGUACAAGCGCCGUAUGACAACGGCGACACCAUUCUGAGAUCUCUCAAAACUUUCAGACUAGCACUGUCAGAUACACAAAGGCGUCUAGCGACCAGUUUCACACGGUCAGAGGAUGCCCUCCCGCUGCGAGAUCUUGUCUCUUCUCGGGACGCAGCCAUUGUCCUCCUUGAAAGUAUCGAGGAUGUGUUUACACGAUCGACCGACAAGCCGACAGGACGAACUGGACACAUCGCUACAGAAGCCAUUUUGAGGUUAAAGCUCGAGGAGUCCGCUCGCCUCAAGAGUAAUGUAACGCGUGAAAUCGCCCAUGUUCUUAGCCUAGCUCUCGGAUCUCCCAGCUCAGCCAAUCCUUGA
Colletotrichum chrysophilum is the source of this 447-nucleotide messenger RNA. RefSeq lists its product as uncharacterized. The transcript is spliced from 2 exons. NCBI's taxonomy places the organism in Eukaryota, Fungi, Ascomycota, Sordariomycetes, Glomerellales, Glomerellaceae. The record is from RefSeq and is a predicted model, not a curated record. The coding region runs from base 1 to 447 and encodes 148 amino acids.